Molecule: messenger RNA, 1281 nt
Organism: Procambarus clarkii (red swamp crayfish)
Lineage: Eukaryota; Metazoa; Arthropoda; Malacostraca; Decapoda; Cambaridae
Product: ribosome-binding protein 1-like
Source: RefSeq, a predicted model, not a curated record
AUGUUCCAAGGCAGCCAUAAAGUCCUAGAAUCAGUGCCUUAUGGAAAGCUGCUACACAAACUAGAAGAACAAGCAGAAGCAGCCAGGAGCAGCCAGGAGCAGCCAGGAGCAGCCAAGAACAGGCAGCAGCAGCCAAGAACAGGCAGGAGCAGCCAAGAACAGGCAGGAGCAGCCAAGAACAGGCAGGAGCAGCCAAGAACAGCCAGGAGCAGCCAAGAACAGGCAGGAGCAGCCAAGAACAGGCAGGAGCAGCCAAGAACAGCCAGGAGCAGCCAAGAACAGCCAGGAGCAGCCAAGAACAGUCAGGAGCAGCCAAGAACAGCCAGGAGCAGCCAAGAACAGGCAGGAGCAGCCAAGAACAGGCAGGAGCAGCCAAGAACAGGCAGGAGCAGCCAAGAACAGGCAGGAGCAGCCAAGAACAGCCAGGAGCAGCCAAGAACAGGCAAGAUCAGCCAAGAACAGCCAGGAGCAGCCAAGAACAGGCAGGAGCAGCCAAGAACAGGCAGGAGCAGCCAAGAACAGCCAGGAGCAGCCAAGAACAGGCAGGAGCAGCCAAACAGAGGAGCAGCCAGAACAGAGGAGCAGCCAAGAACAGCCAGGAGCAGCCAAGAACAGCCAGGAGCAGCCAAGAACAGUCAGGAGCAGCCAAGAACAGUCAGGAGCAGCCAAGAACAGUCAGGAGCAGCCAAGAACAGUCAGGAGCAGCCAAGAACAGUCAGGAGCAGCCAAGAACAGUCAGGAGCAGCCAAGAACAGCCAGGAGCAGCCAAGAACAGUCAGGAGCAGCCAAGAACAGCCAGGAGCAGCCAAGAACAGCCAGGAGCAGCCAAGAACAGCCAGGAGCAGCCAAGAACAGCCAGGAGCAGCCAAGAACAGCCAGGAGCAGCCAAGAACAGUCAGGAGCAGCCAAGAACAGUCAGGAGCAGCCAAGAACAGUCAGGAGCAGCCAAGAACAGUCAGGAGCAGCCAAGAACAGUCAGAAGCAGCCAAGAACAGCCAGGAGCAGCCAAGAACAGUCAGGAGCAGCCAAGAACAGUCAGAAGCAGCCAAGAACAGGCAGGAGCAGCCAAGAACAGUCAGGAGCAGCCAAGAACAGUCAGGAGCAGCCAAGAACAGUCAGGAGCAGCCAAGAACAGUCAGGAGCAGCCAAGAACAGCCAGGAGCAGCCAAGAACAGUCAGGAGCAGCCAAGAACAGUCAGAAGCAGCCAAGAACAGCCAGGCGCAGCCAAGAACAGGCAGGAGCAGCCAAGAAGAGGCAAGAGUGACCACAAGAAUAUGUAA